Messenger RNA from Anoplopoma fimbria (sablefish), 2154 nucleotides. It is a transcript of the gene katna1, whose product is annotated as katanin p60 (ATPase containing) subunit A 1. Gene Ontology annotation, cellular component: microtubule cytoskeleton. The transcript is spliced from 11 exons. Gene Ontology annotation, biological process: microtubule severing. Lineage: Eukaryota; Metazoa; Chordata; Actinopteri; Perciformes; Anoplopomatidae. Gene Ontology annotation, molecular function: ATP hydrolysis activity; ATP binding; microtubule severing ATPase activity. Bases 122 to 1588 code for a protein of 488 amino acids. The record is from RefSeq and is a predicted model, not a curated record.
GACUUCCGCCAUGUAAACUGAACUACGACCGUCUACAGGUCGUUUAGUUGUGUUUCAUUUGGUCCUCUUCAUCUACGGAAGCUCACUGUGACACGGAGAGGCCUGUCCGUCUGAAAGCACCAUGAGUCUACGAGAGAUCAGCGAGAACGUGAAGCUGGCCCGCGAAUACGCCUUGCUGGGAAACUACAGCUCUGCCAGCGUUCUUUACCACGGGUUGCUGGAACAAAUCAAGAAGCAUGUGUACACAGUGCGGGACAGCAGUUUUCAGCAGAGGUGGCAGCAGUUGUGGCAGGAAAUCAGCGAAGAGAAUCGACAAGUUCAGGAAAUAAUGUCGACUCUGGAGAGCUUUCAACUGGACACGACGCCCGCUAAACCCAGUACCCUUGACGAUUUCGAAAUAAGGCCUGUGCACGUAGAGCAGCGACAUUCUCCUGGUCCCGUCAGGCGGCCAGCCAACCCCUAUAAAGACAGCAAACCUCCCAACAACAGGCUGAGCGUGGCUGUGAGGGCCCAGCAGAGGCACUCCCCUCGUGGGGCCAAUGGGGACAAAAGCAAACCAUCCAAAGGCAAAGAGAAGAAGGAGUCAAAGGAGGCUGCUGGUAAAGCAAAGGAUGACAAGAACAAAGCAGAUGUCCAGGAGAAAGAAGUGAAGAAGUUUGACGGGACAGGAUACGAUAAAGACCUCAUAGAAGCUCUGGAGAGAGAUAUUAUAUCUCAGAAUCCAAAUGUAAAAUGGGACAACAUUGCAGACCUGGAAGAUGCAAAAAAACUCCUGAAAGAGGCGGUCGUGUUGCCAAUGUGGAUGCCAGCAUUUUUCAAAGGCAUCAGAAGACCGUGGAAGGGAGUGCUUAUGGUGGGACCUCCUGGCACGGGGAAAACACUUUUGGCCAAAGCAGUUGCCACCGAGUGCAGAACCACAUUCUUUAACGUCUCCUCGUCCACUCUCACCUCCAAGUACAGAGGGGAGUCAGAGAAGCUAGUUCGCCUUCUCUUUGAAAUGGCACGUUUUUACGCUCCCACUACGAUCUUCAUUGAUGAAAUUGACUCCAUGUGCAGCCGUAGAGGGACUUCAGAGGAACACGAGGCCAGCCGGAGAGUCAAGGCAGAGCUACUGGUGCAGAUGGAUGGUGUUGGUGGAGCGUCAGAAAACGAUGAUCCAUCAAAGAUGGUGAUGGUGCUGGCUGCCACCAACUUCCCGUGGGACAUUGAUGAGGCUCUGAGAAGACGGCUGGAGAAGAGGAUCUACAUUCCUCUGCCUUCAACCGAAGGGCGAGUGGAGCUGCUCAGGAUCAACCUGACGGAGCUGGAGCUGUCCAGUGAUGUGGACUUGGACAAGAUUGCGGAGAAGUUGGAGGGUUACUCAGGAGCCGACAUUACCAAUGUGUGCAGGGACGCCUCUCUGAUGGCCAUGAGACGGAGAAUCGAGGGCCUCACGCCAGAGGAGAUCCGUAACAUCUCCCGGGACGAGAUGCACAUGCCCACCACCAUGGAGGACUUUGAGUCCGCUAUGAAGAAAGUGUCCAAAUCCGUGUCUGCCACUGACCUGGAGAAGUAUGAAAAGUGGAUCGAAGAGUUUGGGUCCUGCUGAAAAACACCAGCAUCCGAAACAUGUAACUAUUGUUGUAGGACGAUGAGUUAGUGUGUGGCAGGUUGUUAAGGUGGAUUCUCCUGAAUCAUUCAGCUGAUGUUGAACAGUAGGUUUAUAUUUAAGGUAAAUACAUGCUCUUUAAAAGUGGCAACUCUUUAUAUUGUACAUUAUGUUAAUGUUGUGCAAAAAUCUAGAAAACAAUGACUCAAAAGUAAACUUGAUGUCUGAAAAUGCUUGAUAUUUAUCACAAAUUAGGACAUUUGUUUAAAGGAUCCUGAAAUCAGCAACAUGUUCAACAUAUUGAAGACAAAUUCAACUGUAGCUUUGAGUAAAAACUGACAAUUGUGAGGACAUUCAUUUUUAGUUGAUAUAAUUUCCAGAGAUGUUUUACUGCCACUUUGCUUUCCCAAGUGUCAUAAUAUUUGCUUUGUGCCAUUGUAUUUAAAUGUAUCAAAUGUUACACCUGUUUUGUUUCAUUUUCUCCUUUUUUUUAACGCACUUGAUUCUAUGUGUGUGAACUGUGUGGUUUUUUUUUUUCACAUUUUUGGAGAUAACACUAACAAAUA